Ooceraea biroi (clonal raider ant) is the source of this 3350-nucleotide messenger RNA. Its product is annotated as collagen alpha chain CG42342. Gene Ontology annotation, molecular function: extracellular matrix structural constituent conferring tensile strength. Lineage: Eukaryota; Metazoa; Arthropoda; Insecta; Hymenoptera; Formicidae. The record is from RefSeq and is a predicted model, not a curated record. Gene Ontology annotation, biological process: extracellular matrix organization.
UGCGUGCGUGCGUGCGUGCGUGCGUACGUGAUGGAGACCGACCCGGCCGCCGAGUCCUGGUCGUCGGGCCCGGCGACGGGUGAGAGAUCGUCCUGCCUGGAGGCGUCGAUGCCGCGAAAAUUCCGCGACGGGACCCGCUGCGCGGGGACCGUCAGCCUGAAUUGGGCGAUGUGCGCCCUCUGCCUGGUCAGCCUCACCGUGUCCGGCGUGCUCUUCUACCGCGAGCUCAGCCUGGAGUCCAGGAUCGCCAAUCUGGAGGCCCGCUGCCAGCGCGUCCAGGAGUCCUCGCCGGAUGUCCUUGUGCAGAGGCUGAAGCGGGAGGUGCAGGAGCAGCUGCAGCAGCAACGGCUCGCGCCAGCUGAGCCUGGUGCCCUUUUCAGGCCCAAACGCGAACUCUCCGAGUGCAACUGUCCACCAGGUCCACCCGGUGAGCCAGGUCCACCCGGAAAGAGGGGCAAGAAAGGAAAGAAGGGUGAUACCGGGGAACCCGGGGCGCCGGGUGUGGCCGGGACGCCGGGCAAGAACGGUUUUCCGGGACCGAUCGGCUUGGACGGACCCAAGGGCGAUCCGGGCCGACCCGGGGAUAAAGGACAAAAGGGUGAACUGGGCAGCCCCGGGUUUGACGUUCUUUCCGCAGUGAAGGUCAAUGCACAGGGAUUGGGGUUAAAGAGGUCGGUGACGACGCUCCGCGGUGGGACGCUCGGCUACGCGGAAAUCGUCGCCCUCAAGGGAGAGCCGGGUGAACCCGGACCGCCGGGACCACCCGGUCCGUCAGGAGCCGAAGGUCUUCCUGGACACGAGGGCAGACAGGGGAUUCCAGGCGAGGUUGGCGCACCAGGGGAGAAGGGCCCGCCUGGGCCGAUGGGGCCCGUCGGCCCGCCGGGAACGUCAGGAAUUGCGGGUCCCAAGGGUGACAAGGGUGACAAAGGCGACCGAGGCUUCACGACGACUUUGAAGGGCGAACAGUUCCCGAGUGGAGUAUUCGAAGGCCCACCUGGUCCACCAGGACCACCUGGGCCCCAAGGCGAGAAAGGAGAAGUGGGCCCAACGGGACCGCCCGGCAUGCCCGGCGAGAAAGGUGCUCGGGGAAAGCCAGGGAAGAGGGGUUUCAAGGGUGAGAGCGGUGUGACAUUGGCGAGGGGUGCUCCCGGCCUGCCGGGUCUGAAGGGUGAGCCCGGCGAACGGGGUUACCGGGGCGAUAAGGGCACCAUGGGAGAUGCGGGUUUACCAGGGCCCAAGGGAGAGACGGGACUGCAGGGCUUGCAAGGGCUCAACGGAACCGACGGCGAUCCCGGUAUCCAAGGACCUCCUGGAUUACCAGGAAUAUCCGGACCCAAAGGUGAAAAAGGCGAGUAUGGCGAUAUCGGUCCCCCCGGCCUUAUGGGACCUCCGGGUCUACCCGGUCCGCCGGGCUAUCCUGGGCUAAAAGGCGAGAAGGGAGAAAAAGGCGAAUCGAAGUACAAAAAGCUCAGGCGAAGACAGGGUGACGGUACGUUCGAGGUGAACGCCGGGGAAGUGAUAAUGGGCCCGCCUGGACCUCCAGGACCCGCUGGUACUUCGGGACUGCAGGGUCCACCCGGAAUCAAGGGUGACAGAGGACACGAUGGCGCCAAGGGCGAUCCUGGAGAAAAGGGUACCAAAGGGGAUCCUGGUCCGAUGGGACUGCCCGGACCCAUGGGACUGAGGGGAGAGUCCGGAAAACCCGGGGAUUCCGGGAAACCUGGCGCCACGGGAGUACCAGGAUUAGACGGCAUGAAGGGUGCGCAGGGCGAGCCAGGGACGAAGGGAGAAAGGGGAGAUCCGGGAUUGCCUGGUACCGACGGGAUUCCCGGCCACGAGGGACCGAAGGGAGAGAAAGGUGCCAAAGGCGAAUCUGGACCCCCGGGUAAACGCGGCAGGAAAGGCGACAAAGGCAACAAGGGAGAUCAAGGUGUUCCGGGAUUGGAUGCACCAUGUCCGUUGGGACCAGACGGACUUCCUUUGCCGGGCUGCGGCUGGAGGCCACCGCAGCAGGACAUCACGAGCACGUCCUCGCCGGCGAUGGAGGGUCCCGAACCCGCGGAGACGGAUUACGAGGAGCCGGAGGACGAGUACGACGACUAUACGGACCCGAACGGGAACCUAGCCGAGCAAUAAUGCUCGUUUUUGUGCGCUGCCCUAAUCACUACCGACAACUACCGCUACCAACACCACCAACAUCACCACCACCGCUACCCUCAUCACUCGUCUCACCCCGUUCUCCCAAACUAACGUGGUCCCGGUAAAUUGCAAGCCCCGUGCCGAGAAGCAACAUCUUGCGCCAAUGGUUGGAAGAGGAGGAGGAAGAGGAAGAGGAGGACGGGCGGCAGUGAUGUUGCAAGGACAAUAGCGCAUUUUUCAUAAGGACUUCUGUGUAUAUCCUCCCGUUCCCGCCUUCGUCUCGUUACGACGACCGCGUUACAACAAAAAAAAUAUAUAUAUAUACAUAUAUACAUAUUAUUAUAUAUAUGCCAAAAUAAUCAUCUUGCCAUCGAGUGUUGUAAAUAUGUGUACUUACAGUGUUUAGCGUCCGCAGUGCGUGUACAUAAAUAAUUAGAGCUUACUGCGAAUCUAUACGAUCGUGUUCCGACGAGACAUCGUCGCCUCAUGUACGGUUUGCCUGUAAACGUCGCACAUAUGCAGACACACACAAGUAUACGGUGAUCGAUCCGCAAUCGACGCUUCCAGUACCACCACAGUGCACGGCUUGUCCGCUGCGUGAGAGAGCGAGAAAAUCUAGGAGAUUCGGCGACUCUGUCCAAACCAUCAUUAGGAUUGCGGAGGCUAUUGGGAGUAAGCGAACGAAGUAAUCCCGGAAAAGUUCCAAACGAAGUGCGCGAGGGACGUUUCGGACGAGAGUUUCGCGACGGUGAGAAGAGAGUUGCGAGAGGUACGCGUUCGCUCGUUGAGCCCUCAACACCCUUCUACGAGUGGAUUGUGCCACCGAAGGACAUUCUCCGCAGAUUCUGGAGCGAGGCACAGGCGAGGAAGGGAAAAAAACAUCGUCGAUGGAUUAGUUUCUUAGCUGAAGCGCGUGCUCGAAAUUUUUCUGCGAGCGUUUCUCCUCGCGCGAGAAUCUGCAAGAAUCGUAUCGCUGCGCGACACAUACACGUGUACAGAGAUCUUUGGGGAAAUUCCUUAAAACUGUGUGUGUGUAUACCCACCGCCCCUUGUUUGCCGUAGCAAGCAAGAUUUGUUUGCGCCGAAAUCGCCUAUCAGCUGAUCCUACGAUAAAGACGGCUAAUCCGUACCUGUGAGAAAGAACGAUCUUCGCGAUACUAAAAGCUGUAGGAGGAAGGUAGACUCGCGCGUAGACGCUCGCCAAAAAAAAA